Oncorhynchus masou masou (cherry salmon) is the source of this 6045-nucleotide messenger RNA. RefSeq names its product KIAA0586 ortholog. Lineage: Eukaryota; Metazoa; Chordata; Actinopteri; Salmoniformes; Salmonidae. Gene Ontology annotation, biological process: smoothened signaling pathway. The coding region runs from base 644 to 5629 and encodes 1661 amino acids. The transcript is spliced from 31 exons. Gene Ontology annotation, cellular component: centriole; ciliary basal body. The record is from RefSeq and is a predicted model, not a curated record.
UAUCCUGUUGUUCGCUGCCCACCUUUUAUCUAAUAUAAAUAAUGGUCAGCCAAAUACUUUAAAUUAUUUAAUAUUUGAUUAAUAUAUGUUCUCUUUUGAUUAAUGUUUCCUCAUCCAUGGAGUCCCUAUCAUGCACAGCAGAUGAUGGCGAUAUUUCUCGCGGAGAGAGGAUUGGUCGUUGACCGGAAGUUAUUGUUGUCAGCAACAGUUGCUGUGUUUUCAUAUUUUCCAUCGUUAGCUAGCAGUUGUGAAGCUAUUAUGUAUCGUUCGAUUCUGACCUCGGGUUGCAACGAAUUCAGUUUGUUCAAAAUUAUAUAGGUCUAGCUAGCUACUUCCUACUGAGUUUUGUCGCGUUGUGCUUUCAACUGUUUAGAGGUGUUAGCCAGCUAACGUUAGUAGCUAGCUACUGUUAGCAUAAAGUCGUCAUUAAACAAGCGUGAAGCGGGAUAUUUGAAUGUUCGACUUCCUAAGGAAAAUGACGACAAUGGUUGUUUAUUUAUCUAUAUCAACUCCCACGGUUAGUAACAACUAUGUUAUGUGUAACGCCUGAUCGGGUCUGGUGUUGAGCAUACUAGCUAUCAUACUCUACUCUGCUGCAGUGCUCGCUACUAGAUAAUCAACUGAGCGUCAGAGUCGAUUAGAUAUGGCUCAUACUCUUCUGAGCCGAUCAAACGAACUUCUGAACUUUGCAAGGAAUAUAAACCUUGACGAAUCCACUUCAAGUUCUGAUGCUGGAGACGUCUUGAUUCGUGCAACAAAGAUUCACUUUCCUGAGCGGAGCUAUGAAGGGCAGAGGGAUUUGGGGUCGUUGUCCACCGUAUCUAAUAACACAGACAAUGUAAAGAUAACAGUGAAGAAGUCCUCUCUUCUUGACGAGCCACCAAAGAUCGAAAAGCAAAGACAAGCAAGGAAACAAGAACACAGGCAUGUGCCUCCUGCCCUGCAAGCAAACCUGCCAUCAGUUUCACCCUCUGAGGGAACGAAAGCACGCAAAAAGAGUCCGAUAAAAAGAGUCCCGCAAAACGAGUCCCAAGUUCCUAGUAUAGAUGGAAAAGAAACACUGACCUCUGUUCAACCUAAGGGCAGUGAGGACAAAGACCAUGAUCUGCUAAUAUCCCGAUAUGCUGCUGGUGGCAAAGGGGCAAUCUUGGCAGCUCUAAGACAGAGGUCCCAGACUGCCCCCUUGAGGCGAGAAGUGAAGGUGCAGUUACUGGACCAGCGGCCACCAUCGAGCCAGGAGCCCCAGCCUGUUUCUGGCCUCUCAGGGGAUACGGGAGCUGCCUCCACUGCAGCCGUGGUCACAGCUGCUGCCACAGCACCACUCAUCAAGGCUCAGAGUGACAUGGAGGCAUGUGUUUCCCAGGUGUGGGAGGGGCUACAGAGGCUGCUGGAGUCAGACAGGUACCCAGGCAGGGCUCAGGAGGCCAGAGAGGACAGAGCAUCAGAGAGGGUGACCCAGCUGGAGGAGCAGCUCAAUACCGUGACCCAGCAGAGACUACAGCACCUGGAGUGGAUUCAGAGCCAACAGAUGGAGCUGCAGAACCGUCUCCUGGGCUCUGCUCUGGGUGUAGUGACUGGCCACACCCCUGUGCCCUCACCCUCCAUGCUGAACACUGGCCCUGCUGCCUCUGUAUAUCCAGACCCUCGGCUUCCUCAGGACCUUCCCGGUCACGUUCAUAUUACCCACCUUGAUGCUGCAGACUGUUCCCCUGCUGUUCCAGCCACAGCAUCUCCAGACCCAUCUAGCCAGCAGAGGGGAGGAGAGGGUAAGAGCCCUCUGGAGACCCCAGCUCCUCGCAGGGUCAUCCCAAAGCCUACGCGCUGGAACACCACCAACGUCCGGAACACACAGAGCACUACACAGCAGCACAGCUACAGGACACAGAAAACACCUCACACAGCACAGCAAGGAAAUGGCAGACUUCUGGAGGCUAUCCCUAACAACAGCAACAGCUUGGCAACCAGAGGUGUGCAGCAGCAAUCUUCUGCGAGGGCUGCCAUGGCAACGCCCAACGACGGCUGCCAGCAACCAGCGCAAUCCAGGGAAGGCCAACACCAGCAAGAGGGGGUUAGAGAGCUGGUCAUUGCAGCAUUAGCGAAGCACAGCGACACAAAUCACCAAGGUAGAGGAGGAGGAGGUCACCAGCCAGGCCUCCCAUCAUCCUUUGGGGUUCCUGAGCAACCCAGCUCAGCCGUGAAACGAGCCAAUGAUACUCUUCAGGAACUGGGACGCCUCAAAACUGAGAUGCAGACCCUGCUGCAGGCUCGCGAGGCUUUUCCUGCUGCAGGGAGCAGAGAGACUGUCAGAGAGACGGCAUCAGCCAAGACCAGCAACACCACAAGCAGCAGCAGCAGCAAGCAGCUCACUAUCCCCUCUCCCGCCACCAUGCACCACCACCCUCCUCCCUGCGUCUCCAUGUCUCGGGAAGAGGUGGCCGUAGUGCUCCCUCCAGUCCUCCCCCUGCCUCCCGCCAGGCCCACCCCCACCCUGCUGCAGCAGAGCCGGCCGUGCCCAUCCAUGUUUGAGGAUGCUGAGAGGGUCCUCCGGCAGGUCCAACGACACAAGAAGACCCUGGAGGAAAAUGUGGAGGCCAUGCUGAGGGCUAAGGACGGAGAGACCCUGCACUCCCAGUUAGAGGCACUCUCCUGCAACAGAGACACCACAGAAGAAGUCAGGAUCAAGAAGACUGUGGAUGCAUGGAUCAACGCCCUGAGCAAGGAUAUCCAGGCCGACAUUACGAAAGAAGACCUUGUUGCUCAGACGAGAGCUAAAGUCAGAGAGUCCUCUGCUGCUGCCGCCGUGUUGCCCCAGAAAGACAGAGGGACCAAGAAGGACACCACCACCUGUAGGCUUAAUGACGUGAAGAGCAGGAGUCAGACUGGGGGGCCUCGAACAGCAGGAAGUAAGCCCUGUCAGAGAGCCGGCAGAGGACAGACAGAAAGCACCGAGGAGCUGAACAACAGAUGCAAACACACCGCUGGCCCCAGUGUGAGGCUGAGACCAUCUCCAUCUCAUCAGGUGAGUCAGUGUGGAGAGAUGAUGUCAAACCAGGAUGGAGAGGAGUAUUUGGUGAAACUGUAUGGGAAGGCUCUGUACGAAGGCAAUCGGAGGACACUGAAGAAAGGGCCCUAUCUCCGAUUUAACUCUCCCUCCCCAAAGUCCAAAGCCCCGCGGCCAAGAGUGGUAGAGAGUGUGAGAGGGGUGAAGAUGAAGUCAUCGAAGACCCAGACCAGUCUCCACCAUGGACGGUCAGUCUCCUCUCCCCUGUACCCGGCCAUACCCAAUGAACCUCAGUACAUCUUCAGCCCGACCCGUGGAGGAGCCCAGUACCACCCUGGGACCUCGCUGGAGGGGUACCUCAUCCCCAUGGCCAUCCCAAUGGGCCAGCCCAGAGUGGAUGGGUUGGCCCCCCAGCCCUCCCGUGUCCUCAUCAGUGACCGGCCAGUGACCACCUCCAUGCCCCCCUCCCCACCCAGACCGGCCACUGCCCCCCGCAAACCCACCGUGGCCGUGCCGGAGGUGACGUCUGGCCCGAGGAGAAGACGAGCACAGCUUCAAGUGCAAGUUCAGCCCAGUGUGAAUAUCGAACCCCACACGCCAACCCCCAGCCAGAGCCCAGCUCCCUCUCCACCACCUGCUGCUGCUGCUCCUGCAGACAUACAGAGUGUAGAGGGGAGGCAUGAUGAGGAGAUGGAUGAUGAGGAGGAGAGCGUUUUCCCCGGAACACAUUUCCUGGAGGUUGCUGACAUUGCCCAGGAUCCAGAGGAGGGGGAGGAGGAGGAGCUCCAUGAUGGUCCUAUAGAACUGAACGGUCUGGCCUCUCCUCCUACUGCUAUGUACCACGGUCCUGUGUUCCCCUGCUACCCUGCAGAGCCCCUACCACCCCCAGACCCUGUCCUCAGCUCCAUCCAACACAGAGAGACCCUGGAGAACAGGCUGGUUGACUGGGUGGAGCAGCAGCUGAUGGCCAGAAUGAUCUCCGAGAUGUACCAUCCCCCUCUAGCUGACCCCGCCCAGAACCAGAGUCCCUCCCACUCUGAGCCAGAGGACAGUGUUACCUCUGACAUCGUGGAGGCUGCGGGUGGAGAGGGCCUACAGCUGUUUGUGGACACCAGUGUUCCUGUGGACUCGGAGCUGAUCAGACAGUAUGUGAACGAGGCACUGGCAGAGACCAUAGCCCUGAUGCUGGGACAGAGAGAGGGACAGGAGAGACCUGUAGCACCAGCCAAGCCUCGGGAUCCUCCGUCACAGGAGGAGCCCUUGUUGCCAACCCCAGUGCCCACCCCAGAGCCCAGUGUUAGUCCUGGGCCCCACAGCAGAGGCCUGUCCCCCCUGGCUACCCCACAGGCUUCAGAGCAGGGGACCCCCCAGCAGUCACCCAGAGAAACCCAGCCACAGGGGCCUCACGUCUCCACACCUGCAGACCCAGAGCCAAUAGUGACCCCAGUCACCACUCCAGACCCCUCUCCCCUGGCGGUGUCCCCUCCCUCUGGCCCUGCCGGACCCUGGGGAGACGCAUCGCUGCCCCUGGCUGAGGAGCAACCCCACAGCCCUGUAGAGGAGCAGGAGAAGCACAACAAGCCACUAGUGAUGUCAGUGGCUGAGGAGGAGCCUUUCAGUGUGCCUCCAGUCCCACCUGUAACCUCCAGCCCCCUGACCCAGUCUCCCCGCUCCCCUACUCCACCUCCCCCACCUGGGCCUCAGACCCCCUCCACUCCCCCCUCCUCCUCCUCGUCAUCGUCGGAGACGACCAGCAGCAGCAGUAGUUCCACAGUCACUGGGACAGACGCGGCUGCUAGACACAUCUCAGAGGGAGAGCUGCUCCUCAGCUAUAGCCAGGCGGCAGCAGCACGGGCCUUUGAGGAGGAAGGCUUCUAUGUUCCCUAUCUAAUCAACAGCUUCUCCAGCUCGCUACAGGAGGUUCAGGACAUGGACUACGACCCGCCCAGUGAGGGUCAGGUGAGGAGGCCUGUCAACCCGGCCCACCACGACCCCAUCCUGUCUCUAUUGGCUAAGAUGGACCAGGGGGUCAUCACGCAGACACGCGCUGACCCGGAGGAGUCCUGGGAGGAGGAGGGAGAGGUCAGCGAAGGCCAGAGACCCAGGCUGCAUCCUGCAGGGGAGAGGCUAGUUACUGGACACUCCCUCACUGUCCAGCCCUGGAACAGGACAGAGCCCAACCCCAGACAGGGACACGUCUCCUCCCCAGGACAGCUCACCCUGCAGUCAGCAGAUGUUACAUAUGCAACGAGCUUCCAGGACACUCAGUGGCCAGUUGACAUCGGAGUCCUGGAUGUGGAGCCAGAGAUGUCAAAUCAGCCUGACACCUCAAUGUCACCUCCACCGAUGGCGGACUUAGUCUCCCACUGUGCACCACAGGCAACUGAGGUGUCUUGUCCUCCAGCUCCCAGACCUGCUCCCAUCAUGGUCAGGCAGUUUCAAAAGACCAAUGGAGAGACAUCAGAGAAACCAGGGGAGCGGGCUCAGCAGGGCUCCAGAGUGGUGGCCGUCCGGCUGCCCUUCAUCGGCCCAGAGGAAGAAGAGGAGGAGGGCUCUGUCAGUCUGGGGCUCAGCACCGGAGGAGGAGGAGGAGGAGACACAGACUCAUCAGGGAAUGACAUAUUCUAGUGCUGCUGACCUGCUUUAGUCAUUACUGAGACAUUACAGAAGAAUGCCUACAAGACGCCUACUACUUCCAUCUCCGUUUCAUCACACUCAGUGGAUCGAUGGGGAGACCACUAAAGACUUCUUACCAGAUCUGGACAGAGCUCAGCAGAGAGAGAUAACAUUCCAUUUCUUGUGAAGAUAUUCAGACAUUCGCUGUUUAUUUACCUCUGGAACCAAUAACCAUGUGUUUGGACCAAUUUGCCUGUCAGAUAAUCAAUGUAUUGUAUGUAGCAAUAAUCAAUGAUAGUUUUUUUUAGCAAUAAAGUUGAUACUUUUGAGUGUUUUAGUAACAACUGUUAUAUAAACUGAUAUCUUAACUUCAUACUUACCCUAUGCAAAUGAAAUAAAUGUCAUUCAAAUACACAUUUUUAUUUCAA